CUAGAUUUCAUUUUCAACUUACCCAGAUUUUCUCGAGUUUCGCCUCUUUCAUUUUGGCUAGGAUGGACGAACCGGGUCAUGAAACGGAUAUUCCGGGUUGCAGACAAUCGGAUAUGAAGCAAUCGUUCAGAGCCGCUCUUCUUUCUCUACUCACUGCAUGCUCCAGACAGGAUUUUCUUGAAAUUUUCUCGAAAUUCGGUGUGGCUGAGCAAAAUACGCUUUAUCGGCUGUAUACUCAGGUGAUUGUGAAUUUGCAUCAGACAUUAGAGGAUGAUUUUGAUGCACACUGUCAAGAAUUUCAGGUUGGACCAAUUCUUGAUAAAGUUGAGGAGCUGGUCGAAGAACAGAGUUUGGAUCCCUUGUUUUCAGAUAAGACCAAUGUAAUGGACUUUGCAAAUGACUUAACAGCAGCUAAGAAGCGCGAGAUACAAAGAUUAACAGCUUCACUUCAGAGGGCUGAAGAACAGAAUCGUCAAAUGGAAGCUCGGAUCAGGUUGCUUAAAGAGCAACCACAAGAGGCCUCAGACACAGCUAAUGCAAUCAAAAAGAUGAAAACCGGGAUCACAGCCUACUUUGAAGGAAAUGACAAGCUGCCUCCAACAUAAGUUUCAAGACAAUGGCAAUGGAAAAAAUGCGUAACUUUCAUUCCCUGCAUAUAAUUUUAUCAGCGUAUUAUCAAUCUAGUCACAAGACUCGCAACUACUUGCUACAUGUGUAAACCAAUGAGUCUUGAUUAAACCGGUUUAUGCAUUUUGUUCCGAUUAACUGACACGAUCAAUGAGUGAUAACUUUGGUGUUUGUUAGAUUAUUUUCACAACUUAUUACGUAAACAAACAUAUUGUGACACUUUAUUCGCAGCCAUAAGAUUCGUUGGGAAAUGAUCAUCUUUGUGACUUUA
Raphanus sativus (radish) is the source of this 898-nucleotide messenger RNA. RefSeq lists its product as uncharacterized. Gene Ontology annotation, cellular component: MIS12/MIND type complex. NCBI's taxonomy places the organism in Eukaryota, Viridiplantae, Streptophyta, Magnoliopsida, Brassicales, Brassicaceae. Gene Ontology annotation, biological process: chromosome segregation. The transcript is spliced from 8 exons. Bases 63 to 605 code for a protein of 180 amino acids. The record is from RefSeq and is a predicted model, not a curated record.